AAGUAUGGAUCAAAUAUGCCGCAUCUGCUUAAGCGGAUCCGCCAGUCUUAUAGAUAUAUUCGGCGACCGAGAGCAGUCGGAAGAUGAGCCCAGCUUGGCAGACAUCCUGAACGAAUGCGCGGACUGCAGAGUGAAAAGCGACGAUACAUUUCCCAAGAUGAUAUGCCUGCCAUGCACGGCGGAUGCCCAAACGGCGUUUAAAUUCAAGCGCAGAUGUGAGCAUAGCUACAAAUUGCUUGCUCUGAAGGUUGAGAAAAGCGCAGUUGAAGUCGAUGUCGAUGCCUUUUGUGAUAUGCUGGCAGCCGAGGAAUGGGACCUGCCGAAGCGAGUUUCGGAUAUCGAUUGCAUCAAAGUGGAGCACGAGGCGAGUCCGGAGCGAGAGAACUGUAAGCCAACCAAUGAGCAUUUGGAACAGAUGGAAACAGCGAAUGCAGAAAACUCACUCGAGAGCUACUUGGAGCCUGAAGAGCACAGUAAGGGGAACAUCGAGCGUCAGGAGUCAGAGAGCAUUGAAGAAAGUGAAUCUCUUUUAAAUGGGGACUUGGCAGAAACGCAAUCGAGCUCAAGUCGCUAUCCCAUUCGUCAAUCUAAGCGUAAGAGCUACAUCGAACGCAGCCAGAUAUCCCAGUCUGACAGCAGCUACCACAGCGACUGGAGCGAGGAACCGGAAACGGACACCAAUUCUGUUAAAGAAGAAUCUCAGUUUCAAGGCAAGAAACAACAGGCAGCACGCAAACAUAUGCAGAUCGAAGAGCGCCAAUACAAGUGUCUGGAAUGCCCCAAGGAAUUUAGCCGGCACAAAACUCUACAGGCGCACAGGCGCACCCACACCGGCGAGCGUCCAUACAAGUGUCCGCACUGUCCGAAGGCCUUUGCUCAAAGCCAUCAUGCCAGGGACCAUAUACAAUUGCAUUACGGCCAGCGUCCACACAAGUGCCCACAUUGCCCGAAGGCCUUUACCCAAAAAUCAAAUUUACGGGCUCACGUACACAUUCAUUCCGCCGAGGGUCCGCACAAAUGUGUCCGCUGCUCAAAGUCUUUUGUCCGGAACUACGAUCUGACGGUGCAUCUGCGUGUGCACACCGGCGACCAUCCAUAUAAAUGCAGCCACUGCUCGAAGGCAUUUAACCGUCGGCGAGAUCUUGACAGGCAUGUGCGCGUCCAUACAGGCGAACAACCAUACAAGUGCCACGAAUGCACGGCGCGCUUCUCCAGAAGCGAUCAACUUAAAACUCACUUGGCCAACCACGCCAAAGGCUGUGAUUUGCAGCCCAAAAGGCGUGGAAGGCCAUCAAAGAAGAUUGUCAAAGACGAGAAAUAGAACUUGUAAUUGUUAC
Drosophila novamexicana is the source of this 1337-nucleotide messenger RNA. RefSeq names its product zinc finger protein 813-like. The coding region runs from base 5 to 1321 and encodes 438 amino acids. Lineage: Eukaryota; Metazoa; Arthropoda; Insecta; Diptera; Drosophilidae. The transcript has a single exon. Gene Ontology annotation, molecular function: RNA polymerase II cis-regulatory region sequence-specific DNA binding; DNA-binding transcription factor activity, RNA polymerase II-specific; zinc ion binding. The record is from RefSeq and is a predicted model, not a curated record. Gene Ontology annotation, cellular component: nucleus. Gene Ontology annotation, biological process: regulation of transcription by RNA polymerase II.